AACUAACUGAGUUGAGAUUAAAUAACGGAAACUUAGAAAAUUUAGAUGCAAGUCACAAUUUUUUAAAGAAAUUAACACGCACCCAAUUGGAGAAUCUGACGAAUUUAACAUAUGCAAAUUUCUCAUUUAAUCAAAUCAGAGAAAUAGAGGAAAAUGCAUUUAAACCUUUAAAGAAGUUGCAAUAUCUUAAUCUGAAUAAUAAUGAAUUGAAGAGAGAUGUGAUUGGCACUUGCGAUAAGCUGAAGUAUCUAUCAAUGAGCGAUAAUCUAAUUGAAAUUCUUUCUUCGAGUAACUAUCGCGGCAUGACGGCAAUGGAGCACCUCGUAAUAACCGAAAACCCAUUGCGUGAAAUUGAAAAUCGUGCUUUCGCUUAUAUGCCACGCUUACGCAUUCUAAAUAUAUCAGAAAAUAAUUUAGAACAAAUUUCGCCUAUGGUUUUCUUUGGCAUGAAACGUGUACCACUACAACAGCUUGACGUAAGCUUCAAUAAUCUGUUGAGUCUAACAUCCAACCAAUUUGAGCACAUACCAAAAUUGCAAAUCUUGAAUAUAUCCGACAAUCGCUUAAAGUCUUUGGAAACGACAACCUUCGCAGGACUAACAUCACUGCGUAAACUUUUUCUUCACAACAAUGACAUCAAAAAUAUCAAAGCAAAUACUUUCGCUAAUUUAGUGUCACUUGAUACUUUGGACCUAUCCAGAAAUAAUAUCGAAACAAUUGAGGCAGAUGCCUUUGGAGCUGUUAUGUUGCCAAGACUGCGUGAACUGCAACUAAAGACGAAUAAUUUAAAACAAUUAGAUCCAUUGACAUUUUCAUCCUUACCACAUCUGGAAUAUUUGUCUUUAGCUUACAAUGAACUUACUACCUUGAAUCUGCGUAUGUUCGCACCGAUGCGUCGUAUACAGAAAUUGCAUUUGGGACAUAACCAACUGGAAGAAAUUAAUGCAUCGGUUUUGGAAAGCUGGACAAAUUUAUCGGAAAUGCUUAUAGAUAACAAUAAAUUAACAUUUCUUCCAGAAAUAAAUGGCAUCUUUCCGAAUUUACGUAAGGUUUCAAUUGAAGGUAAUCCUUGGCAGUGUCCAUGCUAUGAUGAGUUGAUUAAAAUAUUAAAUAAAAAUAAUAUCGAAUAUGUGCGCAUGACAAGUCCAUUUUACAAAGGCGAAAAACCGUUUUGCUUUGUUACUCCUGUAGAGUACUGCGUGCAGGAUAUCAAAGCUGUGCGAGCUCAUGGCAUACCAGAAGGGUUUGAGGUGGCCUCUGAUGACUCCAGUAAUAUAAAUGACGACUAACUAAUGAAAUUUGUAAAUUUUAUAUUAAAAAUAAAGACUGAUUUUUAGG
Molecule: messenger RNA, 1338 nt
Organism: Teleopsis dalmanni
Lineage: Eukaryota; Metazoa; Arthropoda; Insecta; Diptera; Diopsidae
Product: insulin-like growth factor-binding protein complex acid labile subunit
Exons: 2
Coding region: 255-1289 (344 amino acids)
Molecular function (GO): protein binding
Source: RefSeq, a predicted model, not a curated record